AUGUGGGCUCCCAAGAUCCAUCGCAUCGGCGGCGUGUGGUACAUGUUCUACUCUAGCCGCGCCAUGAACGACAAGAACAGCUCCCGGACCCGUGCCCUGCGCGGUUGCGACGGCCCCAGCCCGUUUGAUUGCGACUACAGCUUCCAGGGAGACCUUGUCCCUCCUCGAUGGGAGCGGGGAGGAAAGGACGGCAAUGGCGCAUGCGGUGGGAAGUACGGGUUGGGAAUUAACGAAGCACCUUUCGGUGUCGGUAAGUCUGUCGAAGAAUUUCUCAAGGCAUGGGACCCGGCCGUGUGA
This is a messenger RNA of Clonostachys byssicola, 297 nucleotides long. The record is from the annotation of a GenBank genome assembly. Lineage: Eukaryota; Fungi; Ascomycota; Sordariomycetes; Hypocreales; Bionectriaceae.